AUGCUAAGUCGGCUUAGUAGAAAUUUCCUUCCAAGCGUCCGGUCCUUCUCAGGAAGUGAUCCUUAUUGGCUCAAUCUCAAGCAACAGCACGACAACUAUCCUCAAUACGCUCACCUCCACUGGCAUACGUUUGAUCCACUCGAAAUCGGAAAAUAUGCCAAGUAUAGAUCAAAAGAGUUAUACGGAGAUCACGUCUCUGAAGACCCAACACCAAUUACAUGGUAUCCUGAAGUUGAUGAGCUCACAACCCUGACCAAAGAGCAACGUGACCUAGUUUAUGAUCUUUAUAGAAAGAAAAGCAAUGAUUUUCUUAGAUAUCUAGAGCUAACUGAAGAUCUAGACGUUGGCCGCGAAGGAAAAACACUAUAUGAUGGUGUAAAUGAGAAACUUUUACAUAUUUUAAAGCCGGCCCAAGUUAAAGAGUCAUUGAAAUAUGCUAAGAAGGUAGUUGCUGAUUUUAAGGCUGCAGGGGCAACAGUGACCAAGGAAUAUGUGAUAGAAAAAGUGUUAGAGCAUUUUCUUACUACUUUUAGCAAGCAUCAAGUUCACGAGCUCCAGCAUGAGCUCGAGCCUUAUUUAAAGUCUUACGGCCCAGGCUGCUUGACUGAUUAG
Molecule: messenger RNA, 612 nt
Organism: Blepharisma stoltei
Lineage: Eukaryota; Ciliophora; Heterotrichea; Heterotrichida; Blepharismidae
Source: the annotation of a GenBank genome assembly